AAGGCCCUUUCAAAGGCUCCAGGGAUGACGGCCCGAAGUUCCGUGAACUCCUGUGGCGUGCGCUUGCCGGAUGGCAGGAACACCCCGAUUCCCAUGCUCGCGGAGGACGCCUCGGUGCCCAAGAGGUCCAGCCUGCGAGCCCCGGGAGGUCUGCGGGUGCCGCUGGGAGGUAGCGGCCUCGCGAGCGGCCUCGCGACCGGUACGGUGUCGCCGGCGUUUCAGACGCUGCUGAAUCGACUGGUGCAGCAGCAUUUGAUGGAGAUCCAAUCCUUGGAAGUGAGGAUGCGCAGUGGGCAGCAUCAUCCUGAGGCGCCGACCACGACCACGCUGCUGCAGGAAGACCGGUCCGCAGCCGAGGAGUCCGAGGACACGGCCGAGCGCAGUCUGGCUGGUCAUCCACGAGCCUCGAAGCACAAGGUGGACGCGAAUGAGAUCUUGGAGGCUUUCGAGAAGGACCAGGAUGCCAAGCUCCUCUUUCAAAACGCGGACAAGAUGGCGGAUGGUGAGAUGGACGCGGAGAUGAUGAAGGAAUUUUGGGCUCGUUGGAGGACGAUGAGCUGUUUCGAUAAGACCAAAAUCUGGCUCCAAUCCUCGCGCUAUGAGAUGUUGAUCGCGCUGAUUUUGAUUUUGAACGUCCUGUGGAUGGCCUUUGAGCUCCAGUUCUAUGGCUCCAUCAGCGGCUACGAGAUCAAGUUCUUUUCUGAGCGGCCCGUGACCGAUGAGGCGCUGCCCUUUUGGCAGUCGGUGAUCGAGAUCGGGGACUUGUUCUUCACGGGGUUCUUCGUGGUGGACGUGAUGGUGAGGAUUUGCAUCUUAAAGCUGGACUUCUGGCGUGUCUGUGCGAACUACGUGGACGUGGCCGUAAGCGUGACGGGUCUGAUCGAGGUGACGAUCUUGUACGCCGUGGACUUCCCCGUGAACCCGGUGCUCUUCCGGCUGCUGCGCAUCGGCAAGCUGGCGCGGGCCAUUCGCAUGGUCACCAUGACGUCCGUCUUGGGCUCGCUACAGCUCUUGGUCAAAUGUCUUGGAGCGAGUUGCAACAUGUUGUUCUGGAGCUUUUGCCUCUUGACCUUCGUGCAGUGCGUGGCGGGGCUCAUCGUGAGUACCCUCUGUCGCGACUUCGUCUUGGACCUGAACCGAGAGUUGGCCCUUCGGGAGGAGGUCUUCCGAUACUAUGGCACCUUCACGCGGACCUUCCUGACCAUGUUUGAGAUCCUCUUUGCGAACUGGGGACCACCUUGCAGGGUGCUCAUCGAGAACUUCAGUGAGUGGUUCUCGGCAUUCUUCUUGAUAUACAGGUGCGUUUUGGGUUUCGCGGUGCUCAACGUGGUGAAUAGUGUUUUUGUCCAGCAAACGAUGAAGACGGCCAGCUCUGAUGAGGAGCUUGCCUUCAAACAAAAAGAGAAGGACGCACAGAUGUACACACGAAAAGUGAAGCGGCUUUUCCAGACCAUCGACGAUUCUGGUGAUGGUGCAAUCAACUUUCAGGAAUUCUCGAAGUUGGUGCAAUCGCCCAAAUUGAAGUUUUGGAUGAGUCAGCUGGAAUUGGAGUACCAUGAUUUAUUGAGCCUCUUCGAAUUUCUGGACAAUGGAGAUGGCGAAAUCACGCUGAUGGAGUUCAUCGAGGGUGCGGCGAGGCUGCGGGGCAAUGCCAAGGCACUGGACAUUUGGCGAAUCGAGACCAAGAUGGAGGUGCUGAUUGAGGAGGUGCUGAAGGAGAUGAAGAGCCUUCCCGGGCUGGAAGGGAAUUCCGUGAAGCUGCAGGAUGUCUUCGACAACUCCAUGUUCCGCCACAUCAAGGUCACGACUAUCGACCAGGUACCGGAAGGCCAGGUGGGUCGCAGCGGCAGCUCGAUGAUCGUGCGGCCCUCGAUGCUGGAGAACAAGAGUGAGGCUGAGACGUGAAGGCAGGCCUCCGCAGAGCCGCCAUCUGAGAGGCUAUUCGACAGGUGUGGACCAUGGUGGGCUACAUCAACAGGUUCCCC
This is a messenger RNA of Durusdinium trenchii, 1985 nucleotides long. NCBI's taxonomy places the organism in Eukaryota, Dinophyceae, Suessiales, Symbiodiniaceae. The record is from the annotation of a GenBank genome assembly.